Molecule: messenger RNA, 969 nt
Organism: Carya illinoinensis
Lineage: Eukaryota; Viridiplantae; Streptophyta; Magnoliopsida; Fagales; Juglandaceae
Exons: 2
Coding region: 320-685 (121 amino acids)
Source: RefSeq, a predicted model, not a curated record
UGAAAAGAGGCAUCCAUUUUCUUGUUCCCUUGUCCUCCUGCUGGUCCUACCAUUCCAUCGUGUUCUAUUCCAAAAUUAUAGUUUUGCUUUAUAAUCUGGUCAUUUCACGUUGUUAAUCAGAGCCUCUCAUCAUUCCACCCAAGACCGUCCAAAAGUCCAAAAAUCACUUCAAAAGCCACAAAUUUCCAAGUUCCUUCCCUCCAAAGUCCAUACCUGCGUUACAGCAUCGCCUCACCCUCCCAACAAAGUCAUCCCUCAACCUUAUUUAUAAACCACAACAGAGAUUGCCUCUGCAAGUGUUUGCUUGUGGAGGCUGAAAAUGUGUAAUAUGGCCUACAACAAUCUUGGCAACGGCAGAAGAUCCUGCCACGGAAACAGAGGAUUUAGGCUGAAUACCAAAAGAUUUUCGGUGCAGCGAUUUCGUGCAAGGUUCGUUUAUUUGUUCAAGCUCUUAAAUAGUUGGAGAUCAUCUUAUGGGCAAGCUCUAAAAUCACUAAAGAAAGGUCUUGGCAGAAGAAAUAGCAUCAACAUAAAUAACAGCGGCGUCGGCAGCAACAGCACCAUGAGUUUGGUUUUGAAGGUCCCCAACAUGGGUCGAGCCGACUGUAGGUUGAGAUCUUUUGGGAGGUCCAACUCUUUCUAUGCCGAGGCCAUUGCAGAUUGCUUGGAGUUCAUCAAGAGGUGACAUUCACGAGAAAGUUCUCCGGGGGUAUGAAUGAACAUAUUGCUCAUUUUAUUCUACCUUAAGUAUUUGCCAGCUUUCCAAGGCAAAUAUAGAAGAAGGAGCACUUUUCAUGAAAACCGUGGGGGUUAAGUUUCUAGCAUCUUUCAACAAGAAAACAACAGAGAAAGAUUUUGUAAAAAAUAAGAAGAUGGCAGUUAUCGUAUAUAUUUUUGAAGAAAAGUUUUAUAAGAAUAAAUUCAUAUUUUAUAAUAAAUAAAAAUUUACAAUGUGUCUUAUUAGGUCUA